AUGUCAACUUAUUUCACAUUACAAGCCCAAAACAACAAAUCCAACAAAAUCAUCGAAUAUCGCAUCCAAGACUUACCAGACGAUCGAUUCUUAGAAGCUAUAAAUUUAUUUUGUGAAGAUUUUCUGCCAGACGAGCCAAUGACAUCGAGUAGGAAUUUGCACGGAAAUGAAAACGGCAAAAAGGAAAUCUGCAACAUUUGGAUGGAUAUAAUGAAACAACGGCUGAGUAUUGCUUGCUUUAGGAAUGAUGGAGGUGGCGAUGAGACUGUGGGGUGA
Messenger RNA from Chironomus riparius, 276 nucleotides. Lineage: Eukaryota; Metazoa; Arthropoda; Insecta; Diptera; Chironomidae. The record is from the annotation of a GenBank genome assembly.